CAGCUAGUAAAUUAAAACAAUUGCUGUGGUGCCUGUUUACUUUUAAAUAAAGAAAUAAAAACAUUUGAAAGUCAAAUGUGAAUAGAAUGCAUGAACAAAUGACGUUUCAUUUUCAUUUUUAUUUCAUUUUGCAGAAAUGAGAUCAGGCAAAUCGUUGCUCAACUAGACACAAAAAAUCCAAAUGAACUGUCGAUUAUUUUAGGUGCUCGAUUUGAAUCGCUUAAGCAUUAUCUAGUAUAUUCGACGGAGACUGUCAAUAGACUUACCAGAUGCUUAGUGAACAUUGAUAUAGCAUUCAAGAGCGAAAUAACACCAGGAUUACUGUUGAAUAUUAUAGAGGCAAUGGAAGAAACAGAGUUCAUAAGCAAAUCAGUAACAAUGCUAAAAUUGUUCUUCGAAACUACGCAAUUAAUGGAAGACUAUUCAAAUAACCUUGAUGUAGUUUGCACUUUGAUUCGAAUAGUAACUCGAGUAUGUACUUUGAGCCAAUGUUCAAAAACGUUUAUAUUUGCCUGCAAGGCUGAUAUAUCAGAAAUGAUAGACGUAAUUAAAAUUUCAGUACAAGAUAGACAAAGACCUGGAGAUUUAGAAAAUGCCGCUCCUACAGAAGGGACACCAGACAUAUCAGAAAAUUUAAACAAUGAUGAAAGUGAACGAUCUAGCCUAGUAGAUGAAUGCAUAGAUGCUACAAGUGAUAUGUUGUCUGACAUAAGUAAUGAUGUUGACUCGCUUAGCAACUCAAGUGGUGAUUCUGAGUGUAAAAGAAGGGAAACCUUAAUAGAGACUACAAGAAUUCAAUUGAUCCAGACGUAUCUUAAAUAUAUAAAACAGUUAUUCAAAGAACUAGAGCAUGCCGUACAAGGGUCUACUAUUCGAAGUAGAAAACAACUUCAGGAGCUGAAUAACAGUGACAAUGGUUCUGAUGAAAAUUUUCGGGAGAUACCAAUUUUCCCCCGUAUUGGCGAUUUGAACGGAGACAUAAAGCCCAGACUUAGAAUAAAUAAAGCCAAAGGAGGAUAUGAAAGUAUUGAUGAUUACCUUGAUGUACAAUUCCGGUUACUGCGAGAAGAUUUUGUGGAGCCAUUAAGAGAAGGGAUACGAGAAUUUAAAUACAGAAAAAUACAAAACAGUAAUGUAAAGCUCAAGGAUAUCAAAGUAUAUGGAAAUACGCAAAUUAUUUCACCGGUCUGUGGAAACGGUGUUAAUUAUAUCCUUAGCUUUGAUGUAAGUAAUUUGGGUCAUGUCCGAUGGAACAUUAGUAAACGCCUAAAGUACGGUUCUCUGGUUUGUUUGACUGCCGAUAACUUCGAAACAUGUUUCUUCGCAGUUAUUGUUGACAGCAAUACAAGGUAUAGAAGGAAAGGGCGUGUGCAUGUGAAAUUCUUCAAAAGUCCAGAAGAAGAUCAGUUUUUGCAAGGAGCAACAUUUACGAUGAUUGAAUCCACUGCUUAUUUUGAGGCUUAUCGACCCGUAUUAUCUAGUCUGCAGACCAUAAUGGAUACAAAUUUUCCGUUUCAGAAAUACAUCAUUAAAUGCCAAAACGAAACAUCGCCUCCAAAAUAUCUGCUGCGAAAGUCAUGUGAGAUAACGAUGGAUCUUCAGUGUUUACUUCGGUCUCAAUUUAAAUUUGGAAAUGAUGGUUUCCUUAAUUAUAACGAAUCAACAACAGAUGUGAAGAUAUUGGAACAAGAAUGGCCAAUUGAUAACCAGAUUCCUCUUGAUGCAUCGCAAUUAAAUGCUCUCAAAUCAGCACUGACUAGGGAUUUUACAUUAAUUCAGGGACCACCUGGAUGUGGAAAAACCCACAUAGGGUUGUUAAUAGCAAAAGCAUUGCUUUUUAACAGACGGAAAUGGCAACAGGAGUACGGAAUGCGAUCUCAGAUGCUAAUUAUUUGCUAUACAAAUCAUGCGCUUGACCAAUUUAUGGAAGGUAUAUGCUCUUUUUACACGGGAAACAUAGUAAGGGUUGGUGGAAGGAGUAGAAAUGAGGCUUUAGACAAAUUUAAUCUUAAAUGUAUCAAACAAAAAUAUCGGGAAAAUAAAAUAAUCCCAACGUUUAUCCAAAGAGGUCGUGCUAAUGCAUUAGGUGAUGUGAUACCUCUAAAGCGAAAACUAAACUUGAAGUCUGAAAAGAUAAGACUUCUUAAAGAAAACAUUGUACAUGAAAAUUUCUUGUACAGUUACAUGAAUGAAAAGCAUAGAAAACAGUUUGAAAGGUUUUCCAGAUACUAUAAGUCUAGUCCACUUCCGUGGCUUGCAUUUUUAGGCAAAUCUUGUAUCGUCGAGUGGCUAGGUAUAAUUACUACAGCAAAAGAAGUACAAAAGAAUAUCUAUCUGGAUCAUCACAAAGCAAAAGAUAUAAUGCUGGACAAAAGAAUUGAUGACCUCUUCUGGGAAGAAAACCGGGAAGCAAUGGUAGAUAUGACUUUUGAUGAGACAAAUCUUUUUGAUGAUGACGAUAAAAAAGAACUUAACAAUUUUAGAAGACAUGAAUUGUCUUUAGACUUUGAUCAAGUAAAAAAUAUUGAUUUAGCCAGUUGUAAUCACAGAAAAAGAAAGAUAAUUGCCCUUGAAAGGAAAAUGCUAAUUAAGCAUUUAAAAAACAAACUCCAAACAGUAAAACCUUUUACAAACUCUGAAGCUCUGUCUGUUAAAGAUAUAAUGUGCAAAGAUUUCUCAGAAGAAAAGAGAUGGGCUCUUUAUCUGUUUUGGGUACAUUGUAAAUGUAAUCAAAUACAACAAACCAUGGAUAAAGACCCUUGGGAGAAUUUACAAACAAGUGUAACUCGUCAAAAGGAAUCGAAAGACGAAAAGAAUUGUUUAUAUUAA
Molecule: messenger RNA, 2829 nt
Organism: Ruditapes philippinarum (Manila clam)
Lineage: Eukaryota; Metazoa; Mollusca; Bivalvia; Venerida; Veneridae
Product: NFX1-type zinc finger-containing protein 1-like
Exons: 1
Coding region: 343-2829 (828 amino acids)
Biological process (GO): regulatory ncRNA-mediated heterochromatin formation
Cellular component (GO): nuclear RNA-directed RNA polymerase complex
Molecular function (GO): helicase activity
Source: RefSeq, a predicted model, not a curated record